GUACUCUUUCGCCGACGUGUCAGCCACAAACUUUUGCCCCAUCUGCACGUUCACCUCUUCACCGCCACCUAGCCCUCAACCUCCAUCGACACCCCCAAAGCCGCCAUCGCCACUGCCUCCUUCUCCUGCUCCCAAGCCACCAUCGCCACUGCCUCCUUCUCCUGCCCCUGCUCCAAAGCCGCCGUCGCCUUUGCCACCCUCCCCUCUGCCACCAUCACCUAAGCCUCCUUCGCCGGUUCCCCUUUCCCCCCAACCCCCGUCGCCACUACCUCCUUCGCCCCAACCGCCGUCGCCACUACCACCGUCCCCCCAGCCUCCCUCGCCACUAUCACCGUCCCCACAGCCUCCCUCGCCACUACCACCGUCCCCUCAGCCUCCCUUGCCACUACCACCGUCGCCACCCACUCCUCCUCCCGCUCCUCAGUCGCCUCCGUCACCUCCUCCGUCUCCCAUGCCGCCGCGUCUGCCUCCGUCUCCCCAGCCACCUUCGCCUUUUCCUCCCUCCCCACAGCCACCAUCACCUGCUCCUUCACCUGAGCCACCGUCUCCUGCUCCUCCCUCCCCACAGCCACCAUCACCUGCCCCUUCUCCCGAGCCACCCUCGCCCGCUCCUCCCUCUCCCGAGCCACCCUCGCCCGCUCCUCCCUCUCCCGAGCCACCCUCGCCCGCUCCUCCCUCUCCCGAGCCACCCUCGCCCGCUCCUCCCUCUCCCCAACCACCCUCGCCCGCUCCUCCCUCUCCCCAACCACCAUCACCCGCCCCUUCGCCUGAGCCGCCAUCCCCAGCUCCACCCUCUCCUCAGCCGCCAUCCCCAGCUCCACCCUCUCCUCAGCCGCCAUCCCCAGCUCCACCCUCUCCUCAGCCGCCAUCCCCAGCUCCACCCUCUCCUCAGCCGCCAUCCCCAGCUCCACCCUCUCCUCAGCCGCCAUCCCCAGCUCCACCCUCUCCUCAGCCGCCAUCCCCAGCUCCACCCUCUCCUCAGCCGCCAUCCCCAGCUCCACCCUCUCCUCAGCCGCCAUCCCCAGCUCCACCCUCUCCUCAGCCACCUUCGCCCGCUCCUCCCUCUCCCAAACCACCGUCUCCUGCUCCUCCCUCUCCCAAACCACCGUCUCCUGCUCCUCCCUCUCCCCAGCCACCGUCGCCCGCUCCUCCCUCUCCCCAGCCACCUUCCCAACCGCCUCCUUCCCCCGCUCCCCCGUCUCCCACACCUCCUUCGCCACCACCACCAUGCCCGGUGUGCGCUUUUGUGACCAUCGUUCCUCCUGCACAGUUGGGCAACAAGACCCUGAUCACCUUUGGCAGUGGUCUCUCGUGCUCUGUUGGCGAGCUCAUCGUUUCAAGUCUGAACACAGCCACAUCCUUCUAUGGCGCCAAGGUCAUGGUGCCCUUCUCGCUAAUCGAAUGCUCGGCAGCCUACAACAACAGUGUCGCGCCGCCUGUUUACCCUUACGUGAAGGUAUGUGGUACCUUCUUCUCGAACGCUGAUGGCGCCAAGCUGGGCGACUGGCUGCAGACUCCUCUGGUAGGCCUUGAGAUGUGGGUCAACAACGUCACCAACAUCUGCCCAGACUACCUGUCUGGCUACAAGGUGUAUAGCGACGUGUACGAUCCCAGCGGUGUUGGCACCUGCCUCAACGGUCACUUUGAGCACUCGUGCGCUGCGAACCCAGACCCCUUCGCACCGCCGUCGCCCAAGUGGAAGCCUUCGCCGCCCCUGCCGAUGCCCCCGUCGCCAAAGCCCCCAUCGCUCACGCCCCCGUCGCCAAAACCCCCAUCGCCUAUGCCCCCAUCACCCAAGCCUCCAUCGCCCAAGCCCCCAACGCCCAAGCCUCCAUCCCCGCGGCCUCCGGUGCCAACGCCUCCAGCGCCGCCUCUGGUCGCUACCCACGACUGCGUUCAGAGCACGGCGAAUGUUCCGUACAGAGUGGGACAGCUGUUUACCAUUAGCACCAUGGAUCAGUAUAACAAGACAGCGGUCGGCAUGUGCGUCAAGGUGGCAUCGCAAGCCUGCAUUGCGUCGAAGUACUGCUGCGGUAUGGAGUUUGCGAAGGUUGAGGUCCCUAUCGCGCCAUCUUGCAAGAGCGAGUUUCGACAGCUUAUGGUGAACUACAAGUCCAUGACUAACAGCUGGGGCGACUACGCCCCCAUCCUAACCCUCAAGUUCACCGAUCUUGUCAAUGUUCUCCCGAGCCCCAACAAUGCAACUCUGUGCUGGGUUGUUCGCCCUGGAGCGUGCGCUGACCCCGCCAACUUCUGCUUGAACGGACACUGCCAGGUCUCCAUCUUCUCGUCAAACAACAAGUGCUGUCCCGCAACACUGGUGUCAUAAGGGGACGACAUGUGUCGAGGUUCUGUCCUGACUAGACCACCAAUGAGGGCUAUUAUAUCGCUUGCGCAAUAGCAGGCCAGUGCGUAUGUACGGCAGGAUAUUCGCAAGAUAUUGAACGCGCAAUGGUUGCUAAUGGUUGCUUAUAUACCGUAGGUUGCAGGUUUCCUUGCAUAGUUUUGCGCACUGUACCUUCGUUUCUAAAUUGGCCUCUUAUCUUCGUUUUCACCACGUCACUUCUCAAUUCCCUUCGACCUUCGGUUGGCAGGUCUUGCUUUACUAAGGCUGUAGCGCGUUAUUCAUUAUGGUCGUAAUUGCAUAGGAUUACUCGUUUAUACUGAUAUAUAUUAUUCAUUGCCUCUUAUUUCCACAAUGCAGCAACAAUAUUCGUAGUCCGUUUCGUGUUGCUGAUGGUGGCAAUUGGCCAAGGACGAUUUGGACUACAACUCUCGGUCUUAACGUCUGCACAUGUAACUUCCUG
Astrephomene gubernaculifera is the source of this 2807-nucleotide messenger RNA. Lineage: Eukaryota; Viridiplantae; Chlorophyta; Chlorophyceae; Chlamydomonadales; Astrephomenaceae. The record is from the annotation of a GenBank genome assembly.